AUGUAUAUAAAAAUAAAUAUAUAUAUAUAUAUUUAUAUAUAAAUAAUAAUAUAUAUAUAUAUUUUUAUAAAUAUAUUUUAAUUAUUGUCUAUAGAUUAAUUUAUUUUUUAAAUAUAAAAAUUAAUUUAAUUUUAUUUUUUUAUAUAUAUUGUUAUUUAUUAUUUUAAUCAUACCUUAAUUACUUAUUUUUUUUAUAGAAAAUUUUAUAAUUAUUUAUAUAUUAUAAUAUUAAUUUUUUUUUCUUUAUUUAUUAAAUAUUAUAUUAAUAAUUAAUGCUUAUAAAAUCAAAAUUUAAAUUUUAAAUUUAAUUUAUAGUUUAUUUCAAAAAUGGAACAACCUUUGGUAUAAUAUAUUCAUAAAACUAAACAUUUAAUUGAUGCUGUAGAAGAUUCUUUUUUUGAUGAUUAUUAAAAAAAUGUAUUAGUUUCUAACUUAUAUCUAUAGAAAAAUCCAUCAUAUAGGAUAAUUUAUAAAGGCAAUCUCUAUACAAGAUUUUAAGGAUAAUGUCUUAAAGAAGUUUAUGCUAUAUUAUUUGAUGAUAGGUUAGAAUUUUAUAAUGAUGAAAAUUAAAUGCAAUUUAUAUAAUCAAAAAGUAUCUUUUUAUUAUAAGAUAUUAUAUUAGAUUUGCGUAAACUAGAGCAAGAAGAUUAUGAAAAUUUAAGUUCUCAAGAGAAAUAUUUUUUAUUAUUUUUGUUUUAAAAAAGAAGAUUUUUUUAUUUGCAUAAAAUUAAAAUGAAUAUUCUAAAUGGGUUCAAAAUCUUAGAAAAACUUGUAUUUUAAUAAACUAUUUAGAUUAUUAUGAAAGUUCUAUAAUAUAAUAAGAAGCAAACUUAAAAUAAAAUCAUUAUUUUUAACUACAAAUUACCUAAAGAAAAAGUGAUUAGGAAAAAGUUAUCUUAUAGGUUUAUGAUAAGUUAUAAAUAAAAAACUCAUAAAAAGAAUUAUAAAUAAAAGUAAGAAAAAAAAAAUAUAUAUAUAUAGAUAUAUAUAUAUAAAUAUAUAUAUAUUUAUAUAUAUCAAUAUAUAUUUAUAUUUAUAUUAAUUUAUAUAUAUAUUUAUAUAUAUGUAUAUUUUAAUUUUAAUUUUUUUUAUAAAUUAUUUUAUAAUAUUUAUUAAUUUUUUUUUUUUUUUUUUAAUUAAAGAAAUCUAUAAAAAAUAAAAUAAAUAUGUUAAAAAAAAUAAACUUUCCAAACAUAUGUAAAUUAAAAGAAGUUUACGAAUAAAAUUAGUCAAUAUAUUUAGUAUAUAAGUAUUUCGAAAAAGAGAACUUAAAAGAUUUACUUAAAUAAUAAAUUUAUUUUUCUGAAAGCUUUGUAUCAAAAAUAGCAUAUUAAUUAUUAAGAGCAUUAAAAUAUUUGCAUGAUAUUAAUAUCAUUUAAAAUGGAAUAUCUUUAAAAAAUAUACAUUUCUAAAAAUAAAAUAAUGAAUUUAAUAUUAUAAUAUUUAAUUUUACCUUAUCUAUUUAUAAUAAUUCAAUUUAAAAUUUUGAUUAUGAUUCUAUUUCACCUGACUCUCCUAGAAUUUAAGCUCCUGAAAUAAAAAGAAAGGAAAAUUUAACCUAAAAGUUUGAUAUUUUCUGUUGUGGUUUAUUGA
Ichthyophthirius multifiliis is the source of this 1593-nucleotide messenger RNA. RefSeq lists its product as hypothetical. The record is from RefSeq and is a predicted model, not a curated record. The transcript has 2 exons. NCBI's taxonomy places the organism in Eukaryota, Ciliophora, Oligohymenophorea, Hymenostomatida.